Messenger RNA from Paramuricea clavata, 570 nucleotides. The record is from the annotation of a GenBank genome assembly. Lineage: Eukaryota; Metazoa; Cnidaria; Anthozoa; Malacalcyonacea; Plexauridae.
UUUGGUCUAUAUUUCGAUGGCGAAGGCGUGAUGCGAUCUCGUGGAAGAGUUAAUGCUUCCUCGCUUCCACCAAAUAGCAAAAAUCCGAUUUUUCUGCCAAGCAAACACCAGUUUGUUGAAUUGUUAACCCGCCGUACCCACAAUCAAAUAAUGCACAGUGGUGUUCGGGACACCUUGACCACAUUAAGAGAGCGAUUCUGGAUCUUGCGCGGGCGAGAAACUAUCAAGAAGAUCAUCAGACAUUGCGUUGUCUGUCGUAAGUGCGAAGGUGGCCACUUUAAGUCACAACCAACUCCAGACCUGCCUGCGAUCAGAGUUUCCGACGACCCUCCAUUCACUCAUGUUGGCUUGGACUUCGCCGGACCGUUAUUUAUUCGAUCCAAGCCAAAUGAAUCACCCACAAUACAGAAUGACAUUGGGCUGUCCACCUUGAACUUACUCGAGGAGUUAGCGUGCAAGCAUUUCUACUUGCGUUUAGACGGUUUUCUAGUCGACGAGGAUUGCCAGCCACAAUUACAUCCGACAACGCUAAAGCUUUCAAGUCGUCCAGUAAGGACAUUGGGAAAAUAA